Molecule: messenger RNA, 1461 nt
Organism: Ixodes scapularis (black-legged tick)
Lineage: Eukaryota; Metazoa; Arthropoda; Arachnida; Ixodida; Ixodidae
Product: eukaryotic translation initiation factor 4E
Exons: 6
Coding region: 104-739 (211 amino acids)
Biological process (GO): translational initiation
Cellular component (GO): cytoplasm; eukaryotic translation initiation factor 4F complex
Molecular function (GO): RNA 7-methylguanosine cap binding; translation initiation factor activity
Source: RefSeq, a predicted model, not a curated record
UCGUCCGUGGUUGAGCCAGCUAGCUGUCCUCCUGCGAGCUAAUCUCGAUUUUUUCCGGCGGCGACCCCAGCUUAUUCGGUUGAGCCUAUCUCGUUUCGACAAUAUGGUCGUCCGCGAUGUGCCGGAUCUUACGAGCGACUCGGCUUCGGGCGAGCAGGGCGGGGAGCCCCUGGGGUGCGACAUCCUGAUGAAGCACCCGCUGCAGCACCGGUGGAGCCUCUGGUUCUACAAAAAUGACAAGAACCGCAGCUGGGAGGAGAACCUGCUGGAGAUCACCUCCUUCGACACAGUGGAGGACUUCUGGGCACUCUACAAUCACAUCGAGGUGGCCAGCAAGCUGCCCCUGGGCUGUGACUACUCCCUCUUCAAGCACGGCAUCAAGCCCAUGUGGGAAGACUCGCGGAACAAGUCCGGAGGGCGCUGGCUCUUCAACCUGAACAAGAACCAGAGGACAGCAGACCUGGACAACUACUGGCUGGAAAUUCUGCUGUGCCUGAUUGGAGAGGGCUUCGACGAGUUCAGCGACGACGUGUGCGGCGCCGUGGUCCAGAUCAGGGCCAAGCUGGACAAGAUUGCCGUGUGGACGGCUGACGUGCGCCAUGCAGAGGCCAACAUCAAGAUUGGCAAAGUUUUGAAGGAGAGGAUAAACUUGCACCCUCGAGUCAUCGUUCCAUUUCAAGCUCACGCUGACACCCAGUCUAAACAAGGAUCCACGGCGAGGGCUAGAUAUCAAGUUUAACAACAAAUUAGGAAAAACAAAACAAGAAAAAUUGAAAUUUGGUUUAAAGGAGUUUGUGUGUGCAGAGAAGAAAUUCUAUGCAAGAAAGAAAAAGGAGCGUGGUGGUCAAGUGGUGUGCAUCUUGGACUUGGAAGUUUACUAAUUUCUUUUUUGUUGCCUUUUUUUUUUUUACACCGUGAAAAAAGAAAAAAAAAAAAGUGACUGGUGUUUGUCGAAUCUUUGUUGUUUGCUUUUAUUUGCAAAGUGUAUCAAAGAACGGGUCAUUUUGGAGUAUGUUCUGUUCAGUUUCUGCUCAGCAGGAAACUUAGCAGCCCUUUGUUUUAGUUUUCUUUUUUUUAAGUGUGAAUGAGAAUGGGCGCUUUAAGUUGCCCCCAGUGAACUGUGGGGGCUUCCGCACGGAUAAAUGGAAUGAGUGGCUACUUCGCUAUGGUUUUCCUUUCAUUUACUGCCAAGCCUGGCACAUUUCAUUUCCGAUCUUUGGUACGAAUUGUUUUGUAUGUUGCCCUGCUUUAUAUAGAAAUUAAAAUAAGCUUUUGUAUUAAAAAUAAAUACUUGUGAAAUGCCACCUUCUAUAAGGCUUGUGAUUUGUGAUAUAAUCUUUUUGUAGUUCUUUUUUUUUUGUGUGUAAAAAAAAUUAAGAUUGCGCUACUUUUGUAUUUUGUUACCAGCAUGAGCUGUAGUGCUACAACUUUCUUUUUCAAAUAAAGUAUUGGGAACGGCGA